Messenger RNA from Chenopodium quinoa (quinoa), 959 nucleotides. RefSeq lists its product as uncharacterized. The coding region runs from base 123 to 773 and encodes 216 amino acids. NCBI's taxonomy places the organism in Eukaryota, Viridiplantae, Streptophyta, Magnoliopsida, Caryophyllales, Amaranthaceae. The transcript is spliced from 3 exons. The record is from RefSeq and is a predicted model, not a curated record.
UUUACCAAACACCCCCAAAAGGAGUAUCAUUUAUCACCAUUUUUAAAGAAAGAAAAAAAAAAAAAAGAGUGUGAUGAACAGACAGGCGCAGUGAGAGAGGAGCACACGGCAACGACGAGAAAAUGACGGUGGCGCUGCUGCGUUGCACAGUUUCUCCUCUCACUUUUCAGGUAAAAUUAUUUAAUGCGUCUCCAUUUCAACCUCAAACAUUUAAAUUGACUCGUAAUUCCCAUUGGAAGAAUAUCUCUUACAAUUAUUCAACAAGAAAAGUUGUUGCACAAUUUGAGUUACCGGACAAGUCAAAGAUGCAAAUGAAAGUUGUCAAGGAGCAAUUAUGGAAAUCUCUGCCUGAUUCAGUGAAGGAAUUUCCAUGGAAGAAAGCUGAACACCAAGUACUGCAUCGGUUGCUGUUUCUUGGCCUGGAAGCAUUUAAAUGGUCUUUCAUGGCUUGGUUUUUCUUGAGCUUUGUGUCAGAUAUUGUAGUUACUAUAUCUAGGAAUCAGGAACUAGUGAUGCCUUUGGGUCUUUUUGCUGGUUGCUUGCUGUCUGAUUUCAUGAAAGAAACACUUGAAGAAAUGUUUCAACAGCAAGAGAUGAAAGGAAUAAACUUAAAAUUUCUGGGGAUCGCUUGUGCAUUUGUAGUCCUAAAGUUAAUCUCUACAAAUUUUGCUAGUAGGCCCUGGAUCUUCUUUUUACAUGUAGCAAAUGGCGGCUUGAUGCAGAUUUUGUGGCUAUGGAAAACAUUUCGGGGAGAAAAUGUAAAAGCUCAAUGAUAAUACCUGGAGACCGAAAAUACCUUGUAAUGGAGAGAGCUAUAUGAACAUAAGCUUGAUAUUGUGUAUUUCUAUUAGUUCCUAAAGGCUUUUCUUCAUUUUGUUUUGCCAUUGUAAGUGUCUAAGCUUUCCUUCCUUCCAGUGUAUUGGUUUAAUAUGCUCAUAUUUCUUUUUCAUGUCUAUCAA